Molecule: messenger RNA, 10298 nt
Organism: Astyanax mexicanus (Mexican tetra)
Lineage: Eukaryota; Metazoa; Chordata; Actinopteri; Characiformes; Acestrorhamphidae
Gene: ago1
Product: argonaute RISC component 1
Exons: 19
Coding region: 127-2718 (863 amino acids)
Molecular function (GO): RNA binding; protein binding
Source: RefSeq, a predicted model, not a curated record
UUUUUUUAGCCAGGAAAGAGGCGCUUUCCACGGCGGGGAAAGCAGGCUGUAGAGGCGAGGGCCGGCCGUGGUGGUGGUGGUGGAGCCCCGGGGCUUGCGUUGAGACGGCGCGCCUAAGUGGAUGGGAUGGAGCCGGGAGCAUCUGGCGCUGUGCCCAUGGGGCCGUACCCCCCUCCCCUGCAGCAGGUGUUCCAGGCCCCCCGCAGGCCGGGCAUGGGCACCGUGGGGAAGCCCAUCAAGCUGCUGGCCAACUACUUCGAGGUGGAGAUUCCCAAGAUGGACGUCUAUCACUACGAGGUCGACAUCAAACCCGACAAGUGUCCCCGACGGGUCAACAGGGAGGUUGUGGAGUACAUGGUGCAGCAUUUCAAACCUCAGCUUUUUGGCGACCGGAAGCCGGUUUACGACGGCAAGAAGAACAUCUACACAGUCCUGGCUCUUCCUAUAGGGAGUGAAAAGGUGGACUUUGAGGUGACCAUCCCGGGCGAGGGUAAGGACCGCAUCUUUAAGGUGUCCAUCCGCUGGCUGGCGAAGGUGUCAUGGCGGCUGCUGCAGGAGACUCUGGUCAGCGGGAGACUUCAGGUCCCACUGGACUCUGUUCAGGCUCUGGACGUGGCCAUGAGACAUCUGGCCUCCAUGAGGUACACUCCAGUGGGACGAUCAUUCUUCUCCCCCCCUGAGGGGUAUUACCAUCCUCUGGGAGGAGGCAGGGAGGUGUGGUUCGGCUUCCAUCAGUCAGUACGACCCGCGAUGUGGAAGAUGAUGCUGAACAUAGAUGUGUCAGCCACAGCCUUCUACAAGGCCCAGCCCGUCAUCGAGUUCAUGUGCGAGGUUCUGGACAUCCGCAACAUCGACGAGCAGCCCAAGACUUUAACUGAUUCCCAAAGGGUCCGAUUCACCAAGGAGAUCAAGGGUGGGUCCCUACCCGGACUGAAGGUGGAGGUGACGCACUGUGGUCAGAUGAAGAGGAAAUACAGAGUGUGUAACGUCACACGUCGUCCUGCCAGUCACCAGACGUUUCCUCUGCAGCUGGAGAGCGGUCAGACGGUGGAGUGUACCGUAGCGCAGUAUUUUAAACAGAAGUAUAACCUGCAGCUGAAAUACCCUCACCUGCCCUGCCUGCAGGUGGGCCAGGAGCAGAAGCACACCUACCUGCCCCUGGAGGUGUGUAAUAUCGUAGCUGGGCAGAGGUGCAUCAAGAAGCUGACAGAUAAUCAGACGUCCACCAUGAUCAAAGCCACGGCGCGGUCAGCACCAGACAGACAGGAGGAGAUCAGCAGGCUGAUGAAGAACGCUAAUUUUAAUCUGGAUCCAUAUAUACAAGAGUUUGGGAUUAAAGUGCGGGACGACAUGGCGGAAGUGACGGGAAGAGUUCUCCCAGCGCCCAUCCUGCAGUACGGAGGCAGGAAUCGGGCCAUAGCCACGCCCAACCAGGGUGUCUGGGACAUGAGGGGGAAGCAGUUCUACAACGGGAUUGAGAUCAAAGUGUGGGCCAUUGCCUGCUUCGCUCCACAGAAACAGUGCCGAGAGGAAGUUCUAAAGAACUUUACAGAUCAGCUGCGUAAGAUCUCUAAGGAUGCUGGGAUGCCUAUCCAGGGGCAGCCGUGUUUCUGUAAGUACGCACAGGGAGCGGACAGCGUGGAGCCCAUGUUCAGACACCUGAAGAACACCUACUCCGGCCUGCAGCUCAUCAUCGUCAUCCUGCCCGGAAAAACACCCGUAUAUGCGGAGGUGAAGCGUGUUGGAGACACUCUUCUGGGCAUGGCCACUCAGUGUGUUCAGGUGAAGAACGUGGUGAAGACGUCUCCACAGACGCUCUCCAACCUCUGCCUCAAAAUCAACGUCAAACUCGGCGGCAUCAACAACAUCCUGGUACCCCAUCAACGGUCUGCAGUGUUUCAGCAGCCGGUGAUCUUCCUCGGGGCCGACGUCACUCAUCCACCAGCAGGAGACGGGAAGAAGCCCUCCAUUACUGCAGUUGUGGGUAGUAUGGAUGCUCACCCCAGUCGGUACUGUGCCACGGUGCGGGUGCAGAGACCCCGGCAGGAGAUCAUCGAGGAUCUCUCCUACAUGGUGCGCGAGCUCCUCAUCCAGUUCUACAAGUCCACCCGCUUCAAACCCACCAGGAUCAUCUUCUACAGGGACGGCGUUCCAGAGGGCCAGCUGCCACAGAUCCUGCACUACGAGCUGCUGGCCAUCAGAGACGCCUGCAUCAAGCUGGAGAAGGACUACCAGCCCGGCAUCACCUACAUCGUGGUGCAGAAGCGCCACCACACCCGCCUCUUCUGCGCCGACAAGUCCGAGAGGAUUGGGAAAAGUGGCAACAUUCCAGCCGGAACCACAGUGGAUACCAGCAUCACCCACCCGUUCGAGUUUGAUUUCUACCUGUGCAGUCAUGCAGGUAUUCAGGGCACCAGCCGACCUUCUCAUUACUACGUGCUGUGGGACGACAAUCGCUUCACCGCCGACGAGCUGCAGAUCCUCACCUACCAGCUGUGCCACACCUACGUACGCUGCACCCGCUCCGUCUCCAUCCCCGCCCCUGCCUACUACGCCCGGCUAGUGGCCUUCCGCGCCCGCUACCACCUGGUGGACAAAGAGCACGACAGUGGGGAGGGGAGUCACGUAUCGGGUCAGAGUAACGGCCGGGACCCCCAGGCUCUGGCCAAAGCUGUGCAGAUUCACCACGACACCCUGAGGACCAUGUACUUCGCCUGAUGGAGCUUCACCAUGCCCACUUCUUUAACGGCCGGCGAGGGCGGAGCGGGCACCGCCAGGCCCCUCAGUGGCCCUCAAGACCCUCCCGACCUCCCUGCGCCCAAGCCGGUCCACACAGCACCGCCUGAACUACAAAAGAACUACAAAAAAAAACUACAGAAGAACUACAAAUCCCACGCACCUGAACCGUACUGAAUUAAUGUGGAGCGUCCUGACCUCACCACAUUUCUUACAGACAGACAGGGCUCCACUUCAGUUCCCUGACCUGUAUUUUAUUUUGAAAUGUAUUACUGUACACUACCUUCACCUCCCCGUACGUAUGUAUAUGUUCGUAUGCAAUAUGGAGGGAGGAAGACCCGGCGUUCUGACUGCCACCGCGACGCUGCCUCUCUCAGGACGCCGCCUCGUCUCAGCGUCCCGCACCUCCCGAGGCCCAGCCGAGCAGAGAACCCCCCGGAAGAGGGACACACGUUCGCGUUGUUAUUUUACGUCGUCUUCUUUUGAAGUACACUAUUUUUUAAUAUUUUCAGAUUUUGAUUUUCUUGUAAUUUUAAUUCUUUUUUUAAAAAAGCCUUCGAAGAAUGAAAGCUACAUUAGCACUUAGCUUCUAGUUAGCCUCUAGUCACAGCGAGCCCAGAGUUCGCCUUUACGUCUACGUCUCCGUGCUGAAGCCCUCUAAACCCACCCUAAACCCCCUCACCACCCCUUGGAGCUUUAAAACUGACUUAAGGAUGAAUCUGAAUCUGAAUUUGAUUAUAUAUGAAUUCAAUUUAUCUGACUAUUAAAAAACAUAAUAUGAACUUAUUAAUGAGGUAAUUCAUAAGUAUAAAUCUUAACAAAUUGUGAAAUUUGCUGAUUUUAAACAGAUGUUGAGUUUACAGAUCAAGGUUUAUGAAGUUUUAAAAUAUACGGAUCUAAAUGACUGAAAUCUUAAAAUAUACAGAUCUGAAUUUCUAAAAUCUGAAAGUAUAUGGAUCUAAAAUUUCUAAAAUCUAAAAAUAUACGAAUCUGAAUUUCUGAAAUGUAAAAGUAUACAGAUCUGAAUUUCUAAAAUCCAAAAAUAUACAUCUCUAAUUUGUGAAAUCUAAAAGUAUAAGGAUCUGAUUUUUUUUAAAUCUAAACAUUUAUGGAUCUAAAUUUUUGAAAUCUAAAAAUAUACAGAUCUGAAUCUUUUAAAUCUAAAAAUAUACAAAUCUGACUUUUUUUAUUUAAAGUAUACAGAUCUGAAUACAGAUCUGAAUCUAAAUUUCUGAAACACAAAAAUAUAGAGAGCUGAAUUGCUGAAAUCUAUAAAUAUACUGAUCUUAAUGUCUAAAAUUUAAAAAUGUAUGCAUCUGAAUCUCUGAAAUCUAAAAAAUAUGGAUCUGAAUAUAUUUUAAAUCAGAAAAUAAUUUUAAAAUGUAUUUUUUAACAGGAGAUUUCACCACCUCACAAGUUCACAACAUGCAGAAAAGCAUUGUCUAAAUAUGUAAUGGCGUAAUUCAUAAAUUAAAAUUUUGACAGUGUUUUUUGUGUUUUGAACUUUUGUGGUGGUGAAAUGUGCUGCUGGAAUAAUACAAAAAAUGCAGAAAUGCAAAAAAUACAGAAAAACGAAGACAUUUAAAAUUUUUAAAUCUUCCACCUUACUUUUUUUUCCUAGUUUCCUAGUUUCCUAGUUACUAGUUACUAGUUCACAACACAAAAAGAGCAUUGUUACGGGCCUGCAAGUGGUUCACUGGUCUAAAGCGCUGCCACUAUGAUCAGGAGAUUGCCGGUUCGAAUCCCGUUCAUGUAGCUUUUCAUCCACUACCGGAGCCCUGAGAGAGCACAGUUAGCCUUGCUCUCUCUGGGUGAGUACAGUAGAUGGUGCUCUUUCCCCUCAUCACUCCAAGGGUGAUGUGGAUCAGCACAAGGCUGCGUCUGUGAGCUGAUGUAUCAGAAAUGAGUCGCUGCGCUUUCUUCCGAUGUAAUGCUACUCGGCAAUGCUGCAUGAGCAGCAGUUUGAAAAGAGGCAUGUGCUAGUCUUCACCCUCCUAAUGUUGUGGUGUCACUAGUGAUAGGGGAAGUUGGAUAAUUGACCGUGAAACCUGGAGAGAAAAUGAGGGGAAAAAAUAGGGGAAAAAAAGUUGUUACAAUUUGAAUAUAUGAAUUUAAAUUACAGCAUUAAAUAUGUCUCCUUUUUUUUGAAACGUCACUUAAAUUGAACUCAAAUAUACAAAAUUUUAGGGUCAAAUACUAUAUAAUGUCAGUUUUCAAGCUCUGUUAAUGCCCAAUGUUUGCCCUGGUAGGUGCAAAUUAACUGAGUGAUCUGUAGACCAUAGAUUUUAGGUGGGGGGUGGUGGUGUGUUGGGUCUUCUGCGCGGUUGCGAGUUUAGCCAGAGUCGUAUUUUAGCCACGCCUCUUUAGUGACUCAGUGGCAGAGUUAGCGUAACUGUAGACGGACUGUUGCGUGCAUUUCCGAUACGUCUUUUAUUAUUUUAUUUGUAUUUUUUUAUGUUACUCGAACUUUUAUCAAACGUGCAACACCGAAACCAGCAUUAUCAACCAACCAACCAGCCAAAUGUGAUGCCAACUGUUCAAGUUUGAGGCCUGAGGCACUUAUCUAACUUUACCAUAUUUUACCUUACUUUUCUUUUCUUUCAUUUGUUUGUUUCUUUUUUUUGUAUCCGGAGACAUGCAUCUCUCUUGUUUUCUGCCAGGAGCUAUUGGCCACAUGGUCUCAUUCCAGCAUAUGGUCUACUUAACUUUGGGGGAAAAAAAUUUAGUUCGAGAACGUGAUCUCAAUAGAGACUUUUAACGCCACUCAAACUCUCCAGUAUCACUCCAAUAUCUCACUCUUAUCACUUUUUAUCACUAUCACUCUCUGUAUGGUGCACAAUGGCCUUCCAGCAUCUAUAGACUGUUUAACGAACGGUUGCUUCCACUGACCUCCGAACACGAAGCAAUACAAGGUCACUGUCCACGACGCGGAAAAUCUCGUAUUGAAGAAUAAUAACGAUAACGGUUUACUGCACAUUCCACCUAUAUACAGAAGGAUGUACAUCUUCUAGCAUUUCUUACUCCGACUCCAUCCUUUGUUUUCUCGGUUCUUUCUACAGUUUCUACAGUAUGUAGCUGCCCACCACCUUCUCUCCUCUAUAAGACUCUUAUUACUGUGGCUGUUGGGUCACUGAACACAGCCCACCAGCCUGCCUACCAUUCUACCUACCUACCUACCUACCUACCUAACUACCUACAUACGUCCCUCACACACUAACUGACUGACUGACUGACUGUCACUCUCAUCCUUCAUAAAGCUCCGCCUCCAUCCGCCUUCGUAGCUCCUAUGAUGGACACUCAUAAAUACACAUACAUAGUCCAGUCAGAAUAUCAAAUAUCGUAUAGGAGAAGCACUUUGAAGAUCUAUAAUCACACACUGUAGCCCUGUAUACAUACAUUUCUCUGCAUACUAUUGUUACGAUCUAUGUACUACUUUACAGUAUUUGCUAGAUCAGGCACAGCAGUGCUGCUGGAGUUUUUAACCCCUUAACAAGUUUUGGCUUGUGUACAAGCUACAAGGGGAGGUAAAACAAGUUAUUUACAUUUUGUUAAAGGAGAACUCCGGUGUGAAAUUGACUUUUGGUGUAGUAAAACAUGAUAAAGAGUACUAACUUUUGUUAAAUAGCCCACCUCCGCUCUCUCCCACAGCUUUCUCAGAUCCAGCAAUUUUGUGUAGUUUGUCCAAACAGGCUUUAGAAUGGGUUUUAAUGGGGCAUAUUUUGCCCUUGCAGAUAAAUUGCUUUUUACACUGUUAUCCAAGCUUAAAUUAGCUCAACACUUCAAUGGUAGAAUACGGAAAGCUCUUGCAUUUAAAACGAGGCAUUAAUAACUUUUAAAUUCCAGAAGAAGUUCAUUAAAACUACUCUUUACACCCUGUAGCGUUAGCUACAUUUUCGGGUGCCGCCAUCUAAAAGGAAAGUCAUGAUCAGUAGUGUGUGAUGAUCAUGUAACGUUGAAGAAUGGAGAGGCACAAACGCGAACCAUUCUGUCUUCUUUUCCCGUCAACAUAAUGGCUCGUAACCCUAAUGAUCAUGACUUUACUUUAAGAUGGCGGCGCCCGGAGGUGUAGGUUACGCUCUGGGUUGUAAACAGUGUUUUGUAAUAAACUUGAGCAGUUUUUAAGUUAUUAAUGCCUCGUUUUAAAUGUCAGGGCUCUCUAGAUUCUACCAAUGAAGUGUGGAGCUACUUUAAGCCUGGAGAUAACAGUGUAAAAUGCGAUUUAUCUGCAUUGACAAAAUAUGCCCCAUUAAAACCCAUUCUAGCCUGUUUGGACAAACGAAAUAAAAUUGCUGGAUCUCAAAACGCUGUAUGAGAGCGGAGGUGUGCUAUUCAACAAAGGUAAGUACUCUUUAUCGUGUUUUACUACAACAAAAGUCAGUUUCACACCGGAGUUCUCCUUUAAUCUCUACUUCACUUAAUAAUUUUGGAUUAGAAUUUCAGAUCAGCAAGAGGAAUCCAGCCCAGAUUAUUCAGGUUUGAACAUAGACAUAGACAUGGUGUUGCAGAUUUGCUUCAAUAAUUUCUUAUCACACAAGAUAAAACCUUUAUAUGUAAUGCUUGAAUAGAAAUUCUUAUAUUAUCAGGCAUACAACUGAAUAAAAGGUGGCCUUUUAAGGGUUUAACACCUCAGUGUUACUGCUGGACUAAGAAUGGUCCACCAAUAGUGUCCUUCGAGUGGACAAUGUCCUGUAUUCACUGAUUCAGAGCUUCUGUCUCUGACUUUACUUUAUCUACAAGGUGGAGCAGUUGUAGGUAGGAGUGAAGCUGUAGGUAAUAGAGAGGAGGACAGUGAGAGAUUAAACACAGUGUUUAAAAACUCCAGCAGCACUGCUGCACCACCUGUGGGGUCCUGUUGGGGUAUUGAAGAACAGGAUGAAAGGAGGAUAAAAAUAAAGUAUGCAGAGAAACAGAUACAGAAAUACAGUAUAUUGUAAUUAUAAUAUUCUGAUUGGAUUGUGUGUAUACAUCUACAUACACAUAUACAGCUCUGGAAAAAAAAAUGAAGAGAUCACUUCAGUUUCUGAAUCAGUUUCUCUGAUUUUGAUAUUUAUAGGUUUAUGUUUGAGUAAAAUGAACACUGUUGUUUUAUUCUAUAAACUACGAACAUUUCUCCCAAAUUCCAAAUGAAAAUACUGUCAUUUAGAGCAUUUAUUGUUUAUUGCAGAAAAUGAGAAAUGUCUGAAAUAACAAAAAAAGAUGCAGAGCUUUCAGACCUCAAAUAAUGCAAAGAAAACAAGUUCAUAUUCAUAAAGAGUUUUAAAAGUUCAGAAAUCAAUAUUUGGUGGAAUAACCCUGGUUUUUAAUCACAGUUUUCAUGCAUCUUGGCAUCAUGUUCUCCUCCACCAGUCUUACACACUGCUUUUGGAAAACUUUAUGCUUUACACUCCUGGUGUAAAAAAUCAAGCAGUUCAGUUUGGUUUGAUGGCUUGUGAUCAUCCAUCUUCCUCUUGAUUAUAUUCCAGAAGUUUUUAAUUUGGUAAAAUCAAAGAAACUCAUCAUUUUAAGUGCUCUCUAAAUUUGUAUGCUCACAUACACACAUCACCACUAUGCCUCCUCCAUGCUUCCUUAUCAUAAUCUUUGGCCUGGUGUUAUUUUUAUUUUUUUAACUCGUCCACCAGAUGUGUACCGAGUACACGGGCGUUGAUACUGGCGGAUCUUUUUCAUUUCUUCUGUUUUUUUUUCGACUCAUAUCUUUAGCCAUGUCAUUGCUGUGGUUUUUAUGAAAUGCAUGUUUGUAAUCAAACUUGUGUUGUGAAUGGAUCGAACCUACUUUUAGUAACCGCGAUACACUCGUCCCGGAGAGUGUGCCCUUUAGUCCAUUUCAGUGCCAUGCGUUGUUUUUUUUAGUGGCCGUAAAUACAGUAUACUGCACUUCCUUUCUUUACUGUUCAAUAAAAUGGGCAAAAAUUGGUCUGAUGGGGGGGGAAAAACAAGAACUGGGUCAUUGACCCAUUGACCUAUUGAAAUUUAAAAAGAUUAGGGAUGUCCCUAUCAGAUCCAGUGAUCCCAGGAUUUGCGCUGAUCACAAUUCAGGUCUGAAAGGGUUAAAAUGCUGUAUAAUGAAAAUAUAAUAAACUACAAAAAUAAAUAAAAUAAUUAUGUUUAUGAAACAAGAAGCUUAAUAUGAAAUGCAAAAUAUGACGUACAGGCUUCCAAUGCAAUGGAAAUAAAAGUAAAGUAAGUUUUUAGGAUUUAUUUGCAAAAAAAAAUCAAUUCCACUAAUUCAGACUUGUAUUAUCUCCAUUAUUUGCCUGUAAUGCACGAAAUACUGUAAAGCCCUAUCUGGAUGGGAUUAGUUUUUCAGUUUCUCAGGGGUUCCUGUGGUAAUUUUCUCUUUUGGGUGGUCCUCUGUGAUUUUAUUCCCGUCCAGAACGACCAUGUACGUGUUUUUCUCAGACAUCCUCUGAGAAAAUUACAGGCUGAAUUAUCUACUGUUUUUCUCUGAACUCCUCCUCGUGGUCCUCCGGUAAUUUUAGUUCUGUCCAGACGCACAUCUCUGAGUUUCGUCUCCUCACAUUUAAUAAAAUAAUUUAUUGUUAAGUGUAAUUACGCACCUUUGUUUCCACAGAGAUUCCUGUAAAAACAACAGCGAGUGGAAAUGGAGGAGCUACUGAACUCCAUGUCACAUGACAGAGAAAAAAGCCUAAAAACUCAAAACUCACGGCUCCUCCCGUUUUUUUAAAUUGCAGUCUGGAUGCAGGAGUUUUAUCACUGAUUAGAAGCGUGACAUAUUUUUCACAGACGCCCGCUGAGAAACUAAUCCCAUACAAAUAGGGCUUAUGGAACAGUUUGUGUAGCAAACUAAAAAUCAACUAAAUUGGAGAUGCUUGUUCUUCCAUUAUAGAUAUCAGUCUACAUGUGGAUUAUAAGAUAUUAAACACACUAUAAUUUAAGAGUCACUGCUAAAUUGCAUAAAUAACUACAGAAUGUCGGAUUUUAUAAACUGAAACUAAAAUAAAUUACAUUUUACUUCAGUAUUAAUCAGGAAACACAAAUAUUGGAUCAUUAUUAAGAGAUUCUGAUCAGAUUGGGACAUCCCUAAUUUUAAAGAGAUAUUGGUAAAACAAUGAUUUAAAAGCUUACUUUUAUUUUAUUUUGCCUUUAUUAUAUAUAUAUAUAUAUAUAUAUAUAUAUAUAUAUAUAUAUAUAUAUAUAUAUAAAUAAUAACUGCCUUCAGAUCAUGUUCUGCAUUAAUUCUCUGGGGCGGUACCUCCCUCUCCCCCAUCAGACCAAUCCAGGAGUAAACUCUAUGAUGCAGAAUCAUUCUUAGAAAGCCACGAGAGCACACACACACACACACACACACACACACACACACAAACAAAAAAAAGACGCAAACCAAGAACGAGAACUGGAGAAUUUACCUUCACUCAGCCUCAUGGUCAAAGCAAUAUGAAGCCACUGAAUAAAAAAUAAAAAAAACGAACGGUCCUUAUCAUAGCACUUCCCAACAGACUGAUCAGAAGGACACAUAAACAAGUUACUUUGGCUCUGUAUGUAAUAGUGGGGGGAAUGUGUUGGGGUUAUUUUUUAAAUGAAAAUAAAAGUUGUUUUUUUAAUGA